AUUGUUUUGAAGCUGGCAUUGAUGAACUUUUUAAUGUUUGCAGCACCCACCAUGACCGACCUAUGUGCCGGAUUUGCCAUGAAGGCAGCAACCAGGAAGAUCUGCUCUCCCCCUGCGAAUGUACAGGAACUCUAGGAACUAUUCAUAGAAGCUGCCUAGAGCACUGGCUUUCUUCUUCAAACACCAGUUACUGUGAACUCUGCCACUUCAAGUUUUCAGUGGAGCGUAAACCUAGACCAUUAAUAGAGUGGCUAAGAAAUCCAGGCCCUCAACAUGAGAAGCGGACUUUGUUUGGAGAUAUUGUGUGCUUCCUGUUUAUAACCCCACUAGCCACAAUUUCUGGUUGGCUGUGUUUGCGAGGUGCAGUGGACCAUCUACACUUCAGCAGCCGACUAGAAGCAGUUGGACUCAUUGCAUUAACUACUGCACUCUUCACUAUUUAUCUAUUUUGGACUUUAGUUUCAUUCCGUUACCACUGUCGAUUGUACAAUGAGUGGCGUCGAACCAAUCAACGAAUUAUACUGCUUAUACCAAAGUCAGCAGAUGCAUCACCUUCUCAGCAAUUACUUCUUGAUCUGCAUCCAAUGAAAAGGAACUCAAAAGAGACAAUUGUAUGACAUAUGUCAGUCUCUUUGAAUUUUCAAUGUAGAAUCCUAUGAGCUCUAACCAAAGAUAAUUAACUUAGUCUGCUACCUAUCUUCAAAGGUUAGCCUGGUUCGCAAUGCAGCAACUUAAUGAAAUUUGGAGGAACUGGAUUACAUUGCCAGUUUUUCUUAAAAUUCUGUAAUCUUUAUUACUAUAAUAAGGCCUACAAUAUAAUCCUUUAUACUAUCAUUACUGAUGAUACUUGGUAUUUAGUUUUAUUUUAAUGUCAGAUAAUGUCGUAUGGAUUCUUGUUUUCCCCCAAUUAAUUGGGUAAUAUUUUUAAUGUGCUUGUCAGUGUCAGUUGUUAUUCUUGGAAUUGAGACUGAUGGAUCACUUAAAGUUUCUAUGCAGAAAAUGAUCAGAUUCACCAUUUUUGUUUUAAUUUCCAAACAAUAAUUGGUUAGCACAUAAUUUGUUAUGGGGAGUGACACAAUUUUAAAGUGAAACUUUUAUGAGAAUUAUUUUUGGUUUACUAUCCUAAAGCUUAAUGUGUUCACAAAAUUAUCCAGGUGUGAUGAUAAUUGAAUUAUCUGUUGAUUGAGUUACUCAGUUGAUGGACACUUUGAAUUUUUUUCAAUUACAUUCUGAUGGAAUGGAUUAUUGGACAGACCUGACAAAUUAUGUAUUUAAUUACAUUCAUUAUCCUAAGCAAUACUAAGUUUGCUGCAUAAUUAUGCAUCAUUUUUAUCUUUGAUGCUUGACUACACAUGUUGCAUUUGAUAUAGUGGACUUCUAUUUAAAAUAGCACUGUUUUAUUUUAUUUUGUAUUGGAAAUAUUUCUUUAAAUCAAUACACUGCUUCUGUAGUCCAGAAUAAGUUUAAGUAUCUGCUUACAUUAUUUGCCAAAUUGCGAAUUAGCGUAUCUGAAAAUACUUGGAUCCUAUCUUGUAUGUAUAAUUAAGUAUUGAAAUAUUUAAGUCAAAUGAGACAUUCUACCACCGAAAUUAAAUCUGAGUUUAUUGUAAUUAGCAUGCAGUACUAGAAGAUGUUCAUUUAUGCUAUUAAGUCAAACAUGAUUACAUAACAAUGUAUUGCUAAUAUAGUGACUAAAAAACUUAUCGUUUUCUCAAAAUAGCAGGCAAAAUUUAAAAGUUAUUAUUUUUGAUUCUGACAUUCAUCAAGUUGUUUUAAUUUCCAAAAUUGUGUGACUUCUGAAACACUCAUAUUUUUCUGCAGCGUUGAAAUAACAUAAGGUGAAACAAACAUUAUCAGUCAAACAUUCAAGGAGGCAACAUUUAAUUUGCGUGUAUUGAUUUUAAGUUAAAAGUUAUUUGUACUGUCAAUUUAGAAAUGCCUGAGUCUGAUACAAAAUUUUAACUGACCUGAAAAUUAGGUAUGAUAAAUUUAGCAUAUGCAAAACAUUAGGGAUAAAUGCAAUAGAGGGAACAAGAUAUUGUCUCCUUCUAAACUCAAGUGUUGAUUCUUAACACUCUAAAUUUCUACCUCCAGGCAAGUAUGUAUAAAGAAAGAUGCCAUCCAUAUUGUGACAUCUUGUUAAAUCCUUAUACAUUUCAGGUAUCUCACAUAAGUAAUAUGAUUUUAUUUUUGCCUUAAUGUAUGUUUAAAUCUUUCAAGAUGCUCAAGUGCAGGAUUUGAGGGAAGAGAAAUGUCUUUUUGGAAUUUGAUGCCAAUGUAUUUCAAGAAUGUGGAUCAAGUCUGUGGUCAUGACUUUGUUACUCAUACUUUCUCAGAACCUCUCAUGGCCUGAAUGAAUUUACUAUUCAGCAAAACUUUAGUUUUGUGCACAACAAUGCAUGUUCAGUUUUGAAACUGUAAUAAUUUAUUUACAGCUUUUGUAUUAACCAGCAACAUUAGAUAUUGAAAUAAAUUCUGAAGUACAAAAA
Molecule: messenger RNA, 2489 nt
Organism: Rhincodon typus (whale shark)
Lineage: Eukaryota; Metazoa; Chordata; Chondrichthyes; Orectolobiformes; Rhincodontidae
Gene: marchf3
Product: E3 ubiquitin-protein ligase MARCHF3
Exons: 3
Biological process (GO): protein ubiquitination
Molecular function (GO): zinc ion binding; ubiquitin-protein transferase activity
Source: RefSeq, a predicted model, not a curated record